AUGGCUCCAAGGAAUAACUCUGCGAAGACUUCUUCACCGGGAGGAAAGGAAACUUUCCGACACUUUACUCAUCCUCAUGUUCUUGUCAAGGAAGCUUUAGAUCAAGAAGUUUAUACAAGCAACAGAUUUGGAUGUGAUGGCUGCGGCAUGGAUGGUACCGGUGUUAGAUACCAUUGCAAGCCAUGCGGUUUCGAUCUCCAUGUGGAUUGCGGUACAUGUCCUGAGCAGCUCACCAAUUUCAUCCACCCUGACCAUCCAUCGGAAAGGGAUGGGAGGGACCAGAGAGUUAUGGAUGGGGUCCUUGCGAUAAAUGUUGUCUCUACCUCUUCGUGGAGUUACAAAUCUGAUUCAUAUGGCCUCGUUAUCCAUCCCCAGUGUGUUACUCUUCCCAACGACAAUGUUCAGUCUUCUGGAAAUACUCAUUGUUCAGCCCUAUCCCAAGUGGAACAAGCUCAAGCGGAUGCAGAUGAGUUGGCGGCUGCUAUGAUAUCUGCUAAAGCAAGAAAAAAUAUGCUAAGUUAUAUCUAG
Papaver somniferum (opium poppy) is the source of this 528-nucleotide messenger RNA. RefSeq lists its product as uncharacterized. The coding region runs from base 1 to 528 and encodes 175 amino acids. NCBI's taxonomy places the organism in Eukaryota, Viridiplantae, Streptophyta, Magnoliopsida, Ranunculales, Papaveraceae. The record is from RefSeq and is a predicted model, not a curated record. The transcript is spliced from 2 exons.